CUCCUUUUCUCCACAAUAUGAUUAUAACCCACGCUCACUGCUCCUCCUGCUUCAUUUCUUGCUACGUUCUUUAAUAUGAUAUUCCUUUCAUUUAUUGGAUCUUGGUUAAUUCAUUUCAUCUAUUCUGGAAAACAUUACAGGUUAGAAAGUGGGGCAUGCAUGCAUUGGGGUGCUGGGUAGGGUACGACCACUGCAAUGAAUGGGCCAUUGGCCUAACAUUUCCCCAAUUUUGACCGUUACAAUGAAACGUUGCUCCCCCUUCAAAGGACCCUUUCCUUCAUAUCAUAAACCCAUCUCUCUUCUCGAUUCAUGCAAAUCAAUGGAACAGAUCAAGCAAGCACAUGCCCAUCUGAUCACCACCGGCCUUCUCCUGAGCCCUAUCCGAGCCAAUAAAUUCCUUGAAAAGCUUGCCUUCUCCAGCUUUGGCUCCAUACUGUAUGCACGCCAAGUGUUUGAUCAAAUCCCUUUUCCAGACCUCUUCCUCCACAACACAAUGAUCAAAGCUCAUUCACUGUCUUCCACUUCUUCCUACAACUCUAUGAUUAUAUUUCGGUCAGUGGUCCGGGGUCUGAGCCUUACACCUAAUCGUUACACUUUUGUGUUUUUGUUUAAAGCAUGUGGGAACAGUUUGGGGUUAUUGGAGGGUGAGCAAGUUCGAGUUCAUGCCAUAAAAGUUGGGAUGGAGAACAAUGUGUUUGUUACCAAUGCAUUGAUUGGGAUGUAUGCGAAUUGGGGCUUGGUUGAGGAGGCCAGAAGGAUGUUUGAUUGCAGCGUGGAGCGGGAUUUGUAUUCAUGGAAUAUUAUGGUUGGUGGGUACGUAGGGACAGGUGAUAUGGAUCGAGCUCUAGAGUGGUUUGAUCGAAUGCCUGAACGAGAUGUUGUAUCAUGGAGUACUAUCAUAGCUGGUUACGUCCAGGUGGGUUGUUUCCUGGAGGCAUUGGAUCUCUUCCACAAGAUGCUGCAAAUAGGUCCUAAACCCAAUGAGUUUACCCUGGUAAGUGUCCUGGCAGCCUGUGCAAAUCUAGUGGCAUUGGAUCAAGGAAGGUGGAUCCAUGUCUAUAUUGAAAGGGGUGAGAUCAAGAUGAAUGAGCAAUUGCUAGCUAGCCUAAUAGACAUGUAUGCAAAGUGUGGACAGAUAGAAUUUGCAUCAAAGGUUUUCUGCAAUGGACGUGGUCUGAGGAGGAAGGUUUGGCCUUGGAAUGCUGUAAUUGGUGGUUUUUCAAUGCAUGGAAAAUCCAAGGAAGCAAUUGAAAUAUUUGAACAAAUGAAGCUUGAAAAAGUUUCUCCGAAUAAGGUGACUUUUAUUGCCAUGUUAAAUGCUUGCAGCCACGGAAAUAUGGUCGAUGAAGGAAGAGGUUAUUUUGAGUCCAUGGCAAGUUGUUAUGGAAUUGAGCCUGAGAUAGAGCAUUAUGGGUGUAUGGUAGAUCUACUGGGCCGUGCUGGAUUCUUGGAUGAAGCUGAAGAGAUCAUAUCUAGCAUGCCAAUGGCUCCAGAUGCUGCCAUAUGGGGAGCAUUACUCGGUGCUUGUAGAAUCCAUAAAGACAUGGAAAGGGGAGAGAGAAUAGGAAAGAUAUUAAAAGAAAUGGAUCCUAACCAUAUCGGCUGUUGUGUUCUUUUGGCUAAUAUUUAUUCUGCUUCCAGGAGAUGGAAUGAAGCAAAGGUUGUGAGAGAGGAGAUUGAAUUAAAUGGAAGAAAGAAAAUCCCAGGUUGCAGCUCCAUUGAAUUAAAUGGUGUGUUCCAUCAAUUCCUUGUGGGAGAUAGAUCCCAUCCCCAGACUAAACAGCUCUACUUGUUCUUAGAUGAGAUGACAACUAAGUUGAAGAUUGCUGGUUAUGUUCCACAAUUUGGAGACGUUUUGCUUGAUAUUGAUGAUGAGGAAGAUAAAGAGACAGCCCUAUCUAAACAUAGUGAGAAGUUAGCUAUUGCUUUUGGCUUGAUGAACACAGCACCCCAAACCCCAAUUCGAAUUGUAAAGAACUUACGAGUUUGUGGGGACUGCCACGAAGCAACAAAGUUCAUCUCCAAAGUUUAUGAUCGAGAGAUUAUUGUCAGGGACAGGAUUAGAUAUCACCAUUUUAAAAAGGGAAUCUGUUCUUGUAAAGACUGUUGGUAGACAUAAAGAUCGGGUUUGCAAUGGAUCCAAGCCAAUCUCAGAUUACAAUAUACAAGAAUUUGGCUCCUGUGCAUCACAUUCUUUCAGCCAUUUUUCUGCUUAAAACGUUCCACAUCGAAUUGGUAAUUCUAAGGGUGCUUCGUUUUUUAAGAUGGCGCUGCCCUUUUACUUAGAGAGUGAGUGACAAAGGGCUGUGUUUUGUGACGUGAUGAGAUACAUGGGCUUUUACAUGAGAGGAGACCAAGCCUAGAUUCGUUAGAUUCUGCAUGGUUAUCAAAUGAGAUGGGAUUUUCUUUCUAAAAUCUGUAUUUAAAGUUUUGCUCAAGGGACGUGAAAGGGAAAGCCAAUGAGAGCAUUGGCAUUGGACUCAUCAAAUAAGUUCAAUCUUCAAAAUUUGAUGAAUUUGGCUUUAAAAUCACUGCAUUGGAUUCACCAUAUACUAAAAUCUGAAACUGAGCUACAGGACAUGCCAAUCCAUCUUCAAAUUUGAAGACCUACUAUUCAUUGCUAUCCAGAUUAUUUUAUUAGCAAAACCAGAUCUUUCACCCAUGAUGUCGUUGCUUUCUCCCCCUUUCUCUUCCUUUGCCUUUCUUCCUCUCCCAAAAUCCCCUUUUUCUUCCUCUUCAUUUCUUCCUCUCCAUUUCCUCUUGGUUUUUUUCGCCAAGCUAUACAUUCCGUUUGCCGUGAGUCACCAGUUCAUCUUCGUCUGACGAAAUUAAACUUCCACCGAAGUUCAAGUUCCUGCCGGGUGUUUCAGGUGAAAGAGGACCUUCAUCACCUUCAUAGGUGCACCAUUACUGCUCCUUUCUCUUCUUCUAUUCUUCGCUCCAAAAGUUUUCUAUCUAUGAUCAGGAUGCAACAGAGAAGAGCAUUCCACCAAGUCCAUAUCAGAAGCCUCUAAAGUCAGUCAGGCCACCAUUAAUCCCAACAGAAGAUGAACCAGAGAAGCAAGAAGAAGGCUUUUUGGAUCUAUUGGAAAGCUUCUUAUCAACUCAGGGGUGUCAGUAGUGGAGAUUUAGGAGGAAUAUUUCCGGGGUUUAGAAAGAAGCCAAUAACCUAUCAAUAUCAAAGCCAACAGCAGCAA
Juglans regia (Persian walnut) is the source of this 3197-nucleotide messenger RNA. RefSeq names its product pentatricopeptide repeat-containing protein At5g66520-like. The record is from RefSeq and is a predicted model, not a curated record. Lineage: Eukaryota; Viridiplantae; Streptophyta; Magnoliopsida; Fagales; Juglandaceae. Gene Ontology annotation, biological process: RNA modification. Bases 200 to 2113 code for a protein of 637 amino acids. The transcript is spliced from 3 exons. Gene Ontology annotation, molecular function: protein binding; RNA binding; zinc ion binding.